CGUCCCCCGGCCACGUGCGCUGCGCCUAGGCCUGCGUGCUCCGGCCACAGCCCAGCGAGGGCCUCCACCGCCGGAACCGGGCUCGGGACCCCCGCGGGGGCCGGCCCCGACGAUGCCGUGCGCUUCUCCUUGAGCCUCACCCCCGAGGCCAUCCUGGUCAUCCAGAGACGCCACCUGGAGAAGCAGCUGCUGGCGCGGUCUCGCAGGCCCUUUGUGUCGCCGUCACCCUUGCCCUCGGCCGACCCCAGGCGCCUGCUCGCUCCCUGCCCCCGGGCCAGGGCCACAGGUCCCCGCAGAGGUGGCGUCGACGCCGCUCCAGCCCCCGGCCCUGCACCACCACCCCGCGUCCCGCUCCUGCCUGGCGGCCUGCAGGUCCCUGAGCCCGGCCCGCGGCCCGGCCCGCGGCCUGCCGACCUGCACCCGGUGCUCAAGGUGUCACUGCUCAACGAGCGCCACAAGUACGACGAUGUGGAGUACGAGGAGGAGCCCGACGCGCGGGAUGAGGGCCUGGUGCGCAAGUGCACUGAGUGGCUGCGUGGUGUGGAGUCGGCGGCCGCCUCGCGGGACUGCUCCGGGCACCUGGACACCCUGCCGCACCUGAGCACGCUGUGAGCCGGGGCCUGGCGGCACAGGGCUGACCUGAAGCCACCUCUCCUGGGCUUGGGAACCUCAGGGCCCUGUGACCCCCCUUGCCCACCUCCUGGGUAUCCGUGAGACCUGGGCACUCUCAUGGGACACAGCCCCCACUUCCUGCCUCGCCUUCCUCCCACCCUGGGGUCAUGCCCCACAGCCGGUCUCUCACCUCUCUCUGACCUGUCAGCCCUCACCUCUCACCGGCAGGCCUUGCCUAUGCCCAUAGGGUGCUUGGGGGGUGAGCUGCUGUGAAAUGGCUCUCAACCUGCAGCCUCAGGGUUUGUUCAUCUCAGAAACCCUCCACCCCAGCCACAUCUGCACUUCCCCGCUGCUCUGCCCCUGCCGGCCACCACAUGCCCUGGUCCUAGCAGCCGGUGUUGGCUGCAGGGUGCCGGUGUUCGGUGGUGCCCGCCGUGGCCUGUGGGGACCUGGGAGUGGUGCUGUUUAUGAUUGUUUUCCCCGAGGCAGGAAAAGGUCGAGGUGCUAGGAUCUCUACCAACUGGCCUCCUGGGCAUCGGGGAGUGGAAGGUGAUCUCCAGGGAGCAGCCGACUCGGUGACAGCGCCGUGGAGCCGUCUGCCUGAACAGCCCAGGCACGGGCUCCAGGCGCUGCGUGCUGGGUCGGUUUGCACAGGCACCCAUACUCACACUCACACACACCUUGUCACACACAUUCGGUCACAUGGACUCAACAGUCACAGCCUUGCACACGCACACACACUCCGUCGGUUCACACUCGUCUCCUGAAGUACAGCUGCCACGUGUCCGUGGGGGGACUAGGUGGCCGAGCGGCCCGCCUAGAGCGCUGGCCACUGCAGGCUAGCAGAGAGGCUGCACCCCAGGGUGGCCGGGAGGGGAGGAGCAGUGCCUGGGUGGGGUGAGGGCAGGUGUGCGUGUUUCGGUAUUUACUCACUGUGGAAAUGAGGCAGUGCAGACAGUGAUUUUUAAAUUCUAUGUAUUAUGCAUAAAGGAUAAAACUCCCUGCCUUUUAAUGCUACGGCCGUUCCCCACUAACUGGAGGCUGAUUUCUAGGUAGUUCUGCCAGGCACGGGGUACGUUUAACUCUGGAAGCGGAGGGAGUGAAAUGCCGUGCCCAGGAAAAGCCGGUUACAGCGGAGUGACGGAUUACCUCACUUGGUGACUUGUUCUGUGAAGUCAGUAACAAGUGUAAUGUUUACCUUGCUAGACUGUACUGUGUUGUCACUGUUACGUUUUAAAUUGAAGCCUUACAUUUUUAAAGACCCAGUUUGUAUUUUUCUUGUGGAGGUCUUCGCUCUAAUAACUGUCAAGUCAGAGGCGCAGGCUUCGUUAGUGGGACCGCGUCGGACUGGCGGGGCUGGGUCACCCCGACGAGUGGUGGAACAGAAGCACCGUCUGCUGGGCCACUUCCGUCUUCUGACCCAUCUGGAUGCAGAGAAAUAGACUGACGUGCGCUGACACCAGAGAGGCAAGUGCCGGUAAUUGAGGUGCCCGGCUGCUGCCGCGGUGACACGGCGACGACCUUAGAAGGCGUUCCUGGUGGCUCCCAGGUGACCCGCUUGACGAAGCACCGCUGCCUCUGCCUCUGCGUUUGUGGCCGAGUGUCUGACGUUGGUGCAGGCCUGUCCCUGUCCUCUGUCUGGAUGGCCUUUCCUCACCCUGUCCUGCAGGCCCCACCCUCAUCUCUGACAUGGCCGUGACUCAAAGCCACGCUCACGCUCCCAGACUGCCUUUCCAGUGGCGUCCGCGUGCCUUGCUCGCCUCUUCACUAGCAGACGAGGGGCGGGUCUUCGGUCCUGGCUAGUGACCCUCAAUUAAAACAAGGUUCGCAAGUGACACACCCAUCGGCUCAGUGCUGUUACUGACGUUUUGAGAAGGUUUUCUAAGUCAUUGUGCUACAGUUUCUUAAUGUUUAAAUAAAAGAGAGAUUGG
Molecule: messenger RNA, 2543 nt
Organism: Tupaia belangeri chinensis (Chinese tree shrew)
Lineage: Eukaryota; Metazoa; Chordata; Mammalia; Scandentia; Tupaiidae
Gene: PRR18
Product: proline rich 18
Source: RefSeq, a predicted model, not a curated record